AUGCUUGAUCUUCUUUCCUUUGGCAUAGUCGACUUCCUUCGGUUCGCUUCGAAAAUUGCUUCUCUUCGUUGCUCCCUGCGUUGGUGUCGCAAUAAUCGUGCUGUGGUUGAUGACGACGUAUUGGACGCUAUGAUGCCCAACGGUAGAGCCAAUGAAGUGCCUGAGGCACGAAACGAUCAAAAUGCUAGAGAGAUGCUGGAAGCGCCAAAUGAUCGAAUUAAUGAAGAAGAACUACUUGAAGCACCAAACGGUCAAAAUGAUGGCGAAAGAGUGUUCGGAGCAGAUGUUCAAAGCGAUCGUCAGCAAUGCUCAUGUUUCUGA
Messenger RNA from Cylicocyclus nassatus, 321 nucleotides. The record is from the annotation of a GenBank genome assembly. Lineage: Eukaryota; Metazoa; Nematoda; Chromadorea; Rhabditida; Strongylidae.